AUGAAAAUUAUUUUUUUUAUUUUUUUUAUUUUUUUUUUUAUUCAAUUGCUUUCAAACCGAUAUGUAUUAGGUGAAAAAUCAAAUAAUAUUGAUAAUACUAAGGAUGAUAAAUUAAGUCCUUUAAAACAAAUAUUACAAAAACAAAGAAAACAAGCAGAAAAUGAAAAGAAUUUAAUUAAAAAUCUUGCAGAAAUCAUUUACACUGUGAAAUCAAUGGAUCAAUCACAAUCUGAAACUGGUGAUGUUUAUAUUGACCUAUUCUUAGAGGAUACCGAUGGAAAGAAUACUACAAAAAUGGCAGAAUCUAUCUACAGUUUAAUUGAUACCUUGGAGAGAUUCGAUAUUGAAAAACGUCAAUUACGAUUAGAAAAAAAACAACGAAAACAUAAACAAUCUAAAACACAACAACAACAACUAGAUUUAGUUAAUGACAAAUUCAUUUCAAAAAAAUUACUGUCAAUUGAUAUUGAAAAUUUUGAUUUUGAGAGAAAUGUUGACAACAAUCAACAACAACAAGAUUUUGAUAUAAUCGAUCAAGAAAUCAUUGAUGGUUUACCAAUAACUCAUUAUAAAGAUGUUUAUCUUCGAAAUAAAUUAAUUUCAAAAUCAGUUAAUACUGACUCACAAUCAAGUAAUUCAGAAAAUAAUGAAUCAUCUUCAGUAGGUUUAUCAAUUGGUUCAACAUCUUCACCAAACAGCUCACAAAAACCAUCAUUAGAAUCGUCGUCAACAAACUCAAAACCUCUUGAGCCACCCUCUCAAGAGUCACAAGGAUCAUCAGAAAAUUCAUCAUCAAUAGAUUUAUCUUCACAAGAAUCUUACUCAAAUGAACAGUCCUCAAUUGAGUCAUUCUCACCAAGUUCCUCAUCUAAAGAAUCAUCACAAGAAUAUUCUUCAAGUGAACCAUCUCCUUCAAGUGGGCCAUCAUCAUCAUCAUCAUUAAGUUCACAAGAAUAUUCUGCUGGUUCAUCUUCAGUAAGCCUAUCUUCAGUAGGUUCACACUCACAGGAAUCUUCUGUAGGUUCAUCUUUAGUAGGUUCAUCUUCUGUAGGUUCACAAGAAUCUUUAGUAGGUUCAUCUUCUGUAGGUUCACAAGAAUCUUUAGUAGGUUCUUCUUCUGUAGGUUUACCUUCACAAGGAUCAUCCUCAAUAGAUUCAUCCUCACAAGAAUCAUCUUCAAUAGGUUCAGUAGGUUCAACUUCACAAGAAUCUUCAGUCGGUUCAUCUUCACAAGAAUCUUCAGUAAGUUCAUUUUCAGUAGGUUCACCUUCACAAGGAUCAUCCUCAAUAGGUUCAUCCUCACAAGAAUCAUCUUCAAUAGGUUCAUCAUCAGUAAGUUCAUCAUCAAAAGGUUCGUCAUCACAAAACAAUGGACUAAGCUCUGAGCAACCUUUAUCAGAUAAUGAAUCAAAUAGUGAAUCAAACUCUUCACAAUACAUUUCAGAAAAUGAUUCAACUUCGUCAUUACAAAAUAAUGACCCAAACUCAUCAUCACAAAACAAUAAUUCAAACUCUUUACAAUCUGAAUCUGAAUCCUCUCAAAAUGAAUCAAAUGAAUCAAACUCUUUAGAAACCGAAUCAUCUUCAAAUAUUAAAUCUAGUUCAUCACAAUCUGAAACAUAUCAAUCAAGUUAUGAAUCUUCAAACUCAUUUUCGUCUCAAAGUUCUGCUUUUGUAUCAUCUUCUUCUGAAUCAAAUGGUAGAUCAUCAUCAUCAUCAUCGUCAUCAUCCGCCUCCUCAUCAUCAUCAUCACCAGAAGAACAAUCAUUUCCAAUAUCAUCCUAUUCAAAUGAUGAAUGUGGAAUUGAAGUUCAACAAAUUAUGUUAAAGAAAUUAGGUAAUAAUUUAGCAUCAUGGUCGAUGAAUAUUAUUAAUUUAAAACCAUUAAUAGUUUUCGAACAUAUUUCAGUUUAUAGAAAAGAGGCAAUCACAAAACCAGAUAAUUCAAUUGGAUAUAAUAAAGUGGAUGUUUGGAAUACCAUUACUUCAAAUGGUCGUCCUGAAGGAAAAUUAUUCUCAUUUGUUUAUAUUGGAAAUUUAGUUCCUGAUAAUUUCUUUAUUUCUUGUGAUAAUAAUACAACACCCCCAACUUUACCACCUACUCUAUCACCAAUUGAUAAUCAUUUUUCAUCAUCUCAACAACAAUCCUCUUCACAAUCCUCUUCAUUUACACCAUCCACAUCUUCAUCAACCCAAACUGAAGGAUUAAAAUGUAAAUUGUCAUAUUCACAAAGAAGAAUUGGAUAUAUUAGAUUUGGAACUAAAAUUAAAUAUAUAUGGUGGGUUGAAAUUGCCAAUAAAGGUGAAACAAGCAUUGAUAAUCAAUUAUUUAUUAAAUUUGACCAAAAUGUUGAAAAUGUAAAUGGAUUAGAUAAGGUUAAUGUUGAUGAUGAUAAUAAUAGUGAAGGUAGUUCAAGUAUUGGAAGCAGUGAUAGCAUUAGAGAUAGCAUUAGUGAUAGUGAUAGUAGUGGUAGUGAUAAUAAUAUAUAUAAAGUUGGAUCGAAUGGUAUACCAUUAAGACCUGAUAGUUUUUAUGCAUUUACAUACUUUACACAAUCAAUUGUUCCAGCACAAUUAGAAUUUAUAGAUCAUGAUAAUUGUGCUGAACCCAUCGAUUCGGGUAAACCAUCACCAAAUCAACAAAUUGGUACACCUGAAACUCAAUGCUCAGCAGAAAUUCAUCAAGAGAAAUUAUCAACUAGUCUCACAUUCUUUGGUUUCAUUUCUUCAUAUGCUGUAACAAUUAAAAAUACAUCACCAGUUCAAUCACUUUAUGAUUUAACAAUCAUAUUUAAGAGUAGUAUUAAAGAAGUAAAUGGAAUAGAUCCAUUAGUAAUAAAUACAUCAAGCUCAACAAAUACUCAAAUCUCUACAAUCUCUGAUUCAAAUUAUCAAUUACCAGAAUCAUUACGUGUAAUCGGUAUAAAACCAAAUCAACCUUUUGUUUUUUAUUAUGAAAAAUAUGGUUUCUUUUCAUCUGAUAUUGAAAUUCAAAAUGAAUUAUGUUCACCAGAAUACUUUUACAAUAAUAAAUAA
Dictyostelium discoideum AX4 is the source of this 3036-nucleotide messenger RNA. RefSeq lists its product as hypothetical. NCBI's taxonomy places the organism in Eukaryota, Evosea, Eumycetozoa, Dictyosteliales, Dictyosteliaceae. The coding region runs from base 1 to 3036 and encodes 1011 amino acids. The record is from RefSeq and is a predicted model, not a curated record. The transcript has a single exon.